AUGACAAUGCCUCCUCCCGCGGAUAUAGUCAAUGUGGAGGGCAAUGCAAACGGACUAGCGGUCGAUUAUUGGCAAUCCUUGGUUCAGUAUGCUGAAGAGGAACGGGAGGAGCCCCCUGUCGGGCAAUUCGGCAGGCUGCAGAUCAUGAACCUUACACAUCUCUUGAACGAGAUUGCCCGCAUCAAGGGCGCCGUGGAGCACAACCGAACCACUUCUGCUGACCAGAUGGAAUGCCUUCGGAAGAGACUACGCCAAUACGCCGAUGCAAUUCGAGAUUUCAAGUUCAUAACAGACCUAGAGGACCUACCGUAUAUCUACGGGCUCGACAGGCGAAUUUCGCUUCAUGGUGCGUUUCCAGGUUUGGCGAGUCCGUAUCCCAACACGGAGAACCACCCAUAUGACACCGCGUACCGAACGCUGCGGAAGAAGAUCGUACAGCCCAAGGACGGAGUCCGCGAACUUCUCCGAAAGGUGCUACCGAGUCGUCUAUCUUGGACCGAAGCUGAGAGACGAGCAAGACGGUCUGAUUACUCUGCCGGCAUGACACCCGAAGUCUAUUCAAAAUUUCUCGAUGCGCUCGCCAGAUUCAUUAUAGGCACGACAGGCGGCUGUGCUUUAAUCAUACCCAUGGUCGUCAUGGUCCUGGACGCGUCUCUAACAAAGAGCCUUGUCACUGCCUCGGUGGCUCUCGUCCUCUUCGCUCUGGUUCUGGGACUUGUAUUUGAGACGAGUAACAAGGACACCAUUACCGCUACGGCGACGUAUGCCGCCGUUCUAGUUGUAUUCGUUGGAACGAGCGGGAGUGCGACCAACAACGUCCAAAGUAUUCCUCAGUAG
Messenger RNA from Trematosphaeria pertusa, 837 nucleotides. RefSeq lists its product as uncharacterized. The coding region runs from base 1 to 837 and encodes 278 amino acids. NCBI's taxonomy places the organism in Eukaryota, Fungi, Ascomycota, Dothideomycetes, Pleosporales, Trematosphaeriaceae. The record is from RefSeq and is a predicted model, not a curated record. The transcript is spliced from 2 exons.